Molecule: messenger RNA, 1323 nt
Organism: Penicillium expansum
Lineage: Eukaryota; Fungi; Ascomycota; Eurotiomycetes; Eurotiales; Aspergillaceae
Product: SDR family oxidoreductase
Exons: 3
Coding region: 1-1323 (440 amino acids)
Source: RefSeq, a predicted model, not a curated record
AUGCAUGUCCUCAUCACUGGCGCUGCCGGUUUCAUCGGCCAAUUGCUUGCGAAGGAGCUGUUGAAUGACCCAACCUAUCGCGUCACAUUGACCGAUAUACAUCAACCCCCGAUCCCUGCGGGCGUUCGCUAUCCCCAAUCUGCAACGGCAAUCAAGGCCGAUCUUUUGACAGGGGCCAAGGACAUCGUCGAUUCCUCCUUAGAUGCCGUCUAUGCCUUCCACGGCAUCAUGUCGUCCGGCUCCGAAGCCAACUUCGACCUUGGCAUGAGCGUCAACAUCGAUGCAACCCGAAACCUGCUCGAUGCACUCCGACACACUUGCCCCGGAGUGCGGGUCAUCUAUUCGUCCAGCCAGGCCGUAUACGGCCAACCGUUGCCAGAAAUUGUGACCGACAGCGUGAUCCCGACUCCGGAGUCCUCCUACGGCGCCGAGAAGAUCGUGUGCGAAACGCUGGUGAACGAAUAUACUCGCCGUAAAUUUAUUACCGGCUUCACCUUGCGAUUCCCUACCAUCUCCGUCCGACCGGGUGCGCCUACUGCUGCAGCUUCGUCCUUCCUCUCCGGCAUGAUCCGGGAGCCGCUCGACGGGAAGAAAUGUGUGAUUCCCAUUGAAGACCGACAGUUCAAGUCGUGGCUAUGCUCGCCCAAGACCCUUGUGGAAAAUCUCCUUCUCACCCUCCGUCUUCCUGCCGACUCUGUUCCCCCGCACAUUCGCCAGAUCAAUGUGCCUGGAAUCUGCGUCACAGUCCAGGGCAUGAUGGAUGCGUUGGAAGCAGUGGGCGGUGCAGAUAAACUAGCUCUUCUUACAGAGAAGGAGGACUCUGCGUUGAUCCCAAUUCUAAAGUCAUGGCCAACUCAGUUUGAUAACACCCAGGCCAUCUCCUUGGGGUUCAAACGUGACGAGUCUUUUGAGCAGACUGUGCGGGAUUACUUAGAUUCUAAAAUUUCAACGAUAUCAUCGAUUGCGCUGCACGCCCUGUACUCCGACGGCCAAUACGAUUGGCUUCAUGCUGUCGGUGCACAUCCUUUCUUUAAAUUCCAGAAGGACCCAGAGAACCCAAUGUCGGAGCCGCCAAUAGCUUGGAUCCCUGUAUGUACAGCGCCGGACUCCGCCACCAAGGCGAAGAUCAUUUUUGCAUGUGCUUGCACAUCGGUGCGCAACAGCAAUAGCGACCGAGACUGGAACUGCCAGAACUGGGUUGGAGAUGCUCUGACUGAGCUCGUUAAGAUCGGCUGUUUAACCAAAGAAGAACGUGCAGAAGCCAUUGGUAAAAUGGUGGAGACUAUCUUGGAAGCGGAGCUGGAAGAUGAUGGGAUGUUUUAG